CUCCUCACCGGCAGGUCACCGGCACUCCUUCAGCUUCCUACAAACCCCGCGCUGGAUUUCCGCCUCUCCGCAGAGCAGGCGGCGCGGCACUGGCCUCUCCCGCGGGAGGGAGGGGCCCGCCGUGGGCAGGGAGGAACCCGCCGUGGGCAGGGAGGAACCCUUCCGAGGGACCCUGAGCAACGGGGAGGACACUUCCGGAGAGACGCUGCGCCUGCAGGUGGGGCGGCGGUACGGAGAUAGGGCGUGUGGGGUCCGUGCUCCGCACCUGACGCGGGCCUGCAGGUGGAGCCCCCGGGGAGCACGUCGCUAGCGCGUCCCUCCGUGCCCGCUCUCUGUGCCCCCCGUACGGAGCAGGGGGCAGGUCCCCGCCCGUCCCGAUGCAGCAGUAGCAAACGCCAGCUCGGGCUUUACCUCCGACAGCGGUCGGCGGAACGAGGCGCGUGUGCGCCAGCGCCCCCAGCGGAGUCUGGGGGAGGCGGGCCGGGGGCUCCGCGCCGUUCCUCCGUCGCGCCGCGCCCUGUCCCCUCCCCUUCCCUCCCCUCUCCACCUGCCGGCGCGGAGGUUCGUGCACCUGGCUGCCGUCCUGUCCCCGGGACCGGUCGGCCUUGCUUACGCUCCCGGCGUGACGCAGUUCCUGCCCGCCCCGUGCUGCCCUGAGCCCCGCCGGCGACAGCGGCGGGCGGGAGCGCCACGAUGGGAGCGCGCGCGCGCGCGGCUGGCGGCGGGCGCGCGCAUCGGCUCCCCCUCAGUCUCCUCCGCCCCCUCCCCUCCCCUCCGCCGUUGCGUGAGGAAGAGCGGGAGCUGCCGCGGUGGCGGCGGUUCGUGUGGCGGGGAGUUGCGGCGCCAGCGGGUGAGGGGCAGAGGCUGGUGCGGCAGCGGAUAGUGGCGGUGGCUGCGAGGUGCCGGCUCCUGCAGCUCCUCAGGGGGCUGCCCGCUCCCGGGCUGGGGUAAGAGCUUCCUUACCAUCUAAAGAUCAAAUAUGGACCCUGAAGCUGAAAUAAAGAAGCAAGUAAACCCUUUCUACUGCAAUAUUUGCAAAAUCUGGUGUGCUUCUGCACUAAACUUGCAGACUCACUUCCUCGGAGUCAAACACAAAACGGUUGAAGAAGCUCUGAAAGCUCAUGGCAUUGUGCAAACUGAGCCAGAGAGGCUUCAUGGACAGACCUUGGAAGAACAGCUUAAUACAUGUAAAGAUUCAGAACCUGCACUUGGACUGAAUUAUAUAAUUGAAUAUCGGUCAAAGGACAAUUUCCCUUUUCUCUAUGAAUGUCAACUGUGUCAUUGUAAAACAGGACUGAGUAACAUGUUCAUGCAUGUCUGUGGUUCCAAGCAUAGACUGGCAUACCUGAAACAACAUUAUCCUGAGAUAGUAGAAUCGGAUGAAGUUAAAGGUAAAGGCUCCGAACUGAACAGAAAAGUCAGACAAGUUGCAUUAACAAUUGAGAAGAAAGAAGGAAGAAAACAAAUAAAGGUGGUUACAGAUGCUCCAAUAAUGAGGAGGAGAUGGCAAGAAUAUCCUAAUGCAGAUGACAGCCCUUCAAAAGCUAAACUUCAGCAUGUGGAUACAUUGCUUAAUAAUGAAGAAAAUCCAGAUUGUAAAAAUAAGGAUGGAAAAACGCUAUAUUCUAGUCAAGGUGAAAAGAAUAUUCAAGAGGAGCAGGAAAAAAGUCCGAAAGAACAAGCAAAACCAGAUGAGAAGGUUGAAUCUAAUAAGACUAUUGAAAGCAGCGAAGGCAGCAAAGGCAACAGCUCAGAAAAGUGUGAGACCAAUAAACAACAGCAGGAAGAAAGCGUGGAAGUUGAGCAAGAAUUUAGACCAAAUCCUGAAGAAUUCACUAGUCAAGAAGAACUGUUGGGUUAUUUGCAAAGUUUUGAGAUACUGAAUGAAGAUGAUGCUUCAUUUAUACUCAAAGUUACGCAGACUCUAACAGAUGCACUAGUGGAAUAUCGUCAGCAGGCUGCAUCAAACAAAGACCUCUUAGAUACUGAACAUAAUGGAGAAGCAGCAUUGGAAUAUUGCACAGAACAGUCUGACCUGACUUCAGCAGAUAUUAGUGACUCUGACACAGACUACUCAAGCAGUCGAUCAGCUAAGCAGUCCUUUUCAGUAAAUGAAGAAGAGGAACCCCCAAACUUUUCAACUGGCUUUUCAACUGGCUUUUCGGAAAUAGCGUAUGAGAGCAACGUAACGGCUGAAUUUUUGAACAGUGUAAGAAAUAUGAAUGCUGAGGAAGUUACUGCUACUCUACACAAAAUAGCAGCAGCAAAUCCAGCUUUCAGAGGAAUUGAUAUUCCAAACGUUAUAAGGAUCCUGACUGAGAGUGGAACUCUGAGAAGACCAAGCAACGGCAGCACAUAGUGACAUGGCAGUUUAUAAUAGAGUUAAUAUAACAAUGUUUACUCUCUGUAAGUCUGUUAUUUUACCCAAUAGGAACUCAGUGUAGCCAAUUUUGCCAUGUGCAACUUUUGUACAGUGUUAUUUUAAUUAAAUUAAUAACUUGGGUUUGCAGUUCUUGUUAUUUAUAUCUCUGUAUAGAUUAAAUUUCCAUAUUGUGGAAAGGUGAUAAAGCUUAUGUUCUUCCUUUCCUUGUUAAAACAAACUUUUAAAACAGGAAACUUGUUUUUCUUGAUAUCAUUAAGUACUGGACAUUGACAGUCACCUUCUUUUCUUGUUUAUUCUUUUACAAAGAGUUAUCAGCAGAAUGAACUACUACAGUCAGCAGUGCAAAUUCAUCCUAGAAUACAUACUCGGAAGUUAUUCCCUGUGGCUGCUGAGUCUGGCUCAAAAGUGUUUGUAAUAAAAAAUCCUCUCCCAUAGAAGGAUUACAAACAGGUCUUUAAAAAAAAAAAGAUUAUGAUUAAAAAAAAUAAUAAAAAGUCAGUGCUGUCAGUUCUAAGUUGAGAAGUGCCUGAACUGUAGCCAAUUUAUGGAGCCUAGAUAAUUGGAAACUUUAGCUAAGUCAACAGAGGUUGGCUGUGCAUGCAAAUUGAAGGCUGUGUCCCAAAAGACCUAACAUGUCUGUGGUACAGAGGCACUGAUGUGGUAGGGAAAAGUAUCUCUUCUCUUAUUCCACUAGCAGGAGAAUGGCACGAGAGCUGGCUGAUGCUGCCCUUCAAGUUCUUUGAAUGUCAACUUUUUUUCAACUAAAGUAGCAGUGCUUUUAACUGAAUGCAAAAGUCAUUUUUCAUCAUCCUACAAAAGCAGGAGUUGUUAAUACAUAUUAAUGACUCCUACUUCUGUAGGAUGAUGAAAAAUGUUUUGGAUGGUUGCAAAUCAGUGUGGUGGGGGGGGGAUGUGGUGGAAUAAAAAUAGUGUCAUUAAAAUUUGCUUCCUGCUUGUGAUGUUGGGUAGCAUUCCGUGGUUCUAAUUAAAGCACUUCAGCUUUGCAGCAGAAUUCUGGUGUAAUACAGCCAUGCUGGGGCCAGAUGGCAAAUGAACCUCUUAAUGUUAACUUAUGUUUUUUGGAGAUCUGGAUGGAAUCAAGACUCCUCCUCCUGAUGGCUUCACAUCUUCAUAUCAGGGAAAGCAAGAUGCCACAAAAAAUAAGAUAACAAAGGAAGCAGUAACAAAAUCAAUUAGUUUUGUUCUAUUAACAGAUACAAGAAAAAAAACAGUUCAAUGACAGUCAAAGAAAUCAAACCACAAAAUGCUGCUUUAAAUAAACAGUGAGUGAUUUCUAGAAUGCCUCUAAAUACGUUCUUGGCAGAGGUGGACCCAGAGCUCUUACAACUCAUUAGCUCUAAGGACAGGGACAGUGUUCAUGCCUCCUUACUGAAGAUACUGAAGAUAAACUUGAUCAGCAAAAUCUCUUUUUAUUGAUACAAAAUUCUGAGUUGUUCCUGUAACAAAAAAUAAAACCAGAAACUUUUUUGUUUGUUAUCGAAGUGCAGUACGUUCUUUUAAUUAAAAUAAUAAAAUCUGAA
Messenger RNA from Colius striatus (speckled mousebird), 3924 nucleotides. RefSeq lists its product as uncharacterized. Gene Ontology annotation, molecular function: double-stranded RNA binding; single-stranded RNA binding; zinc ion binding. The transcript is spliced from 16 exons. Gene Ontology annotation, cellular component: precatalytic spliceosome. The record is from RefSeq and is a predicted model, not a curated record. The coding region runs from base 980 to 2359 and encodes 459 amino acids. Lineage: Eukaryota; Metazoa; Chordata; Aves; Coliiformes; Coliidae.